Adineta steineri is the source of this 1074-nucleotide messenger RNA. NCBI's taxonomy places the organism in Eukaryota, Metazoa, Rotifera, Eurotatoria, Adinetida, Adinetidae. The record is from the annotation of a GenBank genome assembly.
AUGGAUUCGAUACCAAUUCAUACGCAGAUAUUGAUGGUGGUUGGAAAGAUAGUUCUUACAUUAUUUUAUGGUACAUUAGGAACAUUUUCCGCAGUUCUUCUUCUCAUUUAUAAUGGUCCAAGCAAAUUUUUCCGACGUGUUGAACGAGCAACACCACCAGCACAAGCAAUGGAUCCUAUCUAUGGAAAACAUGAUAUGAUUAAAUUAAAAGCAAGUUGUUUUUCUUCUACCAAUAUGACUCAUAAAAGUACAUCAGAUCAACCGUUAAUGUUAUUUGUUCAUGGUUUUCCUGAAUGUUGGUAUACAUGGAGAUAUCAAAUGAAAUUUUUUUCAAAAAAUUAUCGAGUUGUUGCUUUUGAUCUACGUGGUUAUGGUCUUAGUUCAAAACCUGCCAAUGUUAAAGAUUAUAAAAUUGAUCUAUUAGCGGGUGAUAUUGCUGAUCUUGUCGAAGCGCUUGGUUACAAAUCAUGUAUUUUAGUUGCUCAUGAUUGGGGAGCAUUGAUUGCAUGGGUAGUUCCUAUGCUUUAUCCUAAUUUAAUCGAUAAACUGAUUAUAUUGAAUGCCCCACAUCCAGGUGCCUAUCGUGAUAGUCUAUCAUUGAAACAACUUCGAAAAUCAUGGUAUAUGUUCUUCUAUCAAGUACCAUUUAUGCCUGAAUUAUUAUUUCAAUCAAAUGAUCUUGCGCUUUUUAAACAAAUCUUUUGUACAAAACCAAUGGGUUUGAUAAAUACAAAUAAUAUGACAUCAGAUGAUCUUGAAGUUUUUAAAUAUACAUUUUCUCAAAAAGGAACACCAACUGCAGCAAUAAAUUAUUAUCGUGCUUUCUUCAGACAUCCGAGAGAUGAUUUAGAAAAAAAAAUAAAUGUACCUGUAUUAAUUAUAUGGGGUUGUAAAGAUGGAGCAUUAGGUGAAGAACUUGCUGAUGCUAGUAAAAUCUAUUGUUCAGAUGUUUGUCUGAAGAAAAUUCAAAAUGCAUCACAUUGGGUACAACAAGAUGCACCUGAUGAAGUUAAUCGAUAUAUAGAAGCUUAUCUUAAUGAAAAAUCCGCGUUAAAACGCACAACCAAUGAAUAA